Messenger RNA from Cuscuta campestris, 987 nucleotides. The record is from the annotation of a GenBank genome assembly. Lineage: Eukaryota; Viridiplantae; Streptophyta; Magnoliopsida; Solanales; Convolvulaceae.
CACUGGUAUUCUCUUUUUAUUUCUAACAGUUUUAAUUCAACUGGUAAUUGCAUGGGAAAUACCUUUUUUUGAAUUCUGGUGGCUAGUGAUGCAGUGGGGAUGGGAUUGAAUCUGAAUAUCAGAAGGGUUGUUUUUUACAGUCUUUCAAAAUAUAACGGGGACAAAAUCGUCCCUGUCCCGGCAUCACAGGUCAAGCAGAUUGCGGGGAGAGCGGGCCGGAGGGGGAGCCGGUUUCCAGAAGGACUAACCACCACUCUGCAAUUGGAUGAUUUGGAGUAUUUGAUUGAGUGUUUGAAAAAACCAUUUGAUGAAGUCAAGAAAGUCGGGCUAUUUCCAUUCUUUGAACAGGUAGAACUGUUUGCCGGGCAGCUUCCGAACUCCACCUUCCCGGAACUUCUUGAAAAAUUUGGAGGGAAUUGCCGUUUAGACAGUUUGUAUUUCUUGUGCAACCAUAGCCACAUAAAGAGAAUAGCAAAUAUGUUGGAGAAAGUCUCCGGAUUGUCCCUAGAAGACCGUUUCAACUUCUGUUUUGCUCCGGUCAACAUCCGAGACCCAAAAGCAAUGUACCACUUGUUAAGGUUUGCGUCUUCGUACGCCCAAAGCCUGCCUGUGAAUAUAUCAAUGGGGAUGCCCAAAACCUCUGCCCGAAACGAUUCCGAGCUGUUGGAUCUAGAGACCAGACACCAAGUGCUGUCCACUUAUAUGUGGCUAUCUAAUCACUUUGAGCGAGGGACAUUUCCGUACUUUCAGAAGGCUGAGGCUAUGGCAGCAGGUGUUGCUGAGUUGCUGGGAGAGUCUCUGACUAAAGCUUGCUGGAAGCCGGAAUCAAGAAAGGCCGGGAAACCAAAGACCAAGAAGGAUAAUAAUGAUGAUAAUGAUAUGGAAAGGCCGGAGAAAUCACCAGAACAGCGCAAGCGCAUUGCCGCAUAGUGUGAGUCUUACACUGUAAGUAAAUCCAAAAUAUUCAAAUAAAGCCUCGUUUCGCUU